Sordaria macrospora k-hell is the source of this 1047-nucleotide messenger RNA. RefSeq lists its product as uncharacterized. The record is from RefSeq and is a predicted model, not a curated record. Lineage: Eukaryota; Fungi; Ascomycota; Sordariomycetes; Sordariales; Sordariaceae.
AUGGCAGGCGACGAAGACGAGCCAGAAGCGCGAUUCCACGAUCCCAUGCCAGUUGGAUACGUCUUCGUCCCCAAAGGAGACGUGUACAUGACCAAAAAUUGCCGCAAGGAGACACACUCGGCGGACCUGACUGUUUACGUGGUGGUUAACAAACGCCGGAAACCGAUCGGCCUUCGCUGUCCCGCCUCCAUUGUUGAAGUCGUUCAAGAGUCAAAUCAGGCUACAGCUGCGAAACGUGCAGAGGCUGUACAGAAGCGAGAUGCAGCUGUCGAAGGCGACUUUGAAGAGGCACUGAAGAGGCUGUUCCCAAACACCCCUAAAGAGACGAUCCCCAAGAUUGUGAGCCAUGCGCUCAAGAAGCGGAGCAGGAGAGUGGGAAGAAGCGGGACCGUACAGCUGGAUGACAAGGUGAAGCUGGUGGUGCGAGCGCAUAUCCGGCACGAACACACGGAAUAUGAGCAGCUACUGAGACAGGGCACAGCCCGCGAGAGAGCCAGACAACAAGUUUACAGCAAGCUUAAUGAGAUUGCGAGACUCUGGGGUGGACGACCGGCGAAGGGUGCUGGGACAAAGCGAAAGGCCGAAGAUGAUGAUGGGGACGAAACAAGAAUAACUCGGGAAAGGAGUAAACUGCUCAAAAGACAAAAGAAAGAGCAAAGAGUCAAAACAGCAGCUACCGGUGCAGACACCGCGCGACUCAAGAAGACCGAAAAGUUGGAACGGAAGAAAGCCAGAAAAAAGAUGACCCGUGAAGAGAGACAGCUGCUAGCUGAAAAGAGCAGGACAUCAAAGGUGUCUGCCCUACGGGUUCAGACACGUCGUAUGGCCAGAGAAGGAAUCGAAUCUCUGGGCGGCACCGAGAAAGAACCCAUCAUCAUCGACGAUAGCGACGGACAAGAGGCUGUCUUUACUAGAGACGAAGACACCGACUUUGACGACGGCAAUGAGUCGGACUGGAGCGACUGGAGCGACAUCAGCUUUGGCAAUGGCACUGGGAAGAAGUCGCAACGGAACGACCACCACUGGACGAAGCCAUGCCGAAACUGA